Molecule: messenger RNA, 27762 nt
Organism: Drosophila persimilis
Lineage: Eukaryota; Metazoa; Arthropoda; Insecta; Diptera; Drosophilidae
Gene: bent
Product: twitchin
Exons: 45
Coding region: 51-27074 (9007 amino acids)
Biological process (GO): protein phosphorylation
Molecular function (GO): ATP binding; protein kinase activity; protein binding
Source: RefSeq, a predicted model, not a curated record
AGCUUAAGAGCCAAAGCCGUUGAAGACGAAGCAUAACGAAAACCCUCAGCAUGGGGGUGGCUGAAGAUUUCGCUCCCAGCUUUGUCAAAAAGCCACAGCUGCAUCAGGAAGAUGAUGGCAAUCGAUUGAUAUUUGAGUGCCAGUUAUUGUCAUCUCCGAAACCGGACAUUGAUUGGUUUCGUAGUGACAACAAAUUAGUAGAAGAUGGCCGGACCAAAUUCAAAAUUCAACCCGUUGGAGAUAAUAAAUUUACGGUAGUAUUAGAGCUCGACGAUGUAGUAGAAACCGAUGCGGGCCUUUAUAAAGUCAAGGCCAAGAACAAGUCGGGCGAAGUAUCUGCAUCAAUUAACUUAAAUUUUACGCCUGCCGACGAACCUAAAGAAAAACAAAUCGACGGUUUCGCGCCGACAUUCGCGAAAAAACCCGCCAUACGACAGGAAGAAGAUGGCAAACGCCUCUUAUUUGAGUGCCGCGUCAACGCAGAUCCCUUGCCAAACAUUACUUGGUUCCACAAUGGAGCAGAAGUCAAGGAAUCGCCACGGCACAAGCUCACUAUUGACAAGGACGUCCACUCAUAUUUUGCAACACUUGAGAUACAAAAUGUUACAGUUGAGGAUGCUGGCAAAUACAAAGUGAAUGCAAAAAACGAAUUGGGUGAAAGCAAUGCAACAAUAAGCCUCAACUUCGACAGCGACGAAGCACCCGUACCCGCAAGUGCCGAAGGCAUAAAGCCAACCUUUACCGAACGACCUGUAAUCCGUCAAAGCGAAGAUGGGGGAAAUGUAACAUUUGAGUGUAGAUGUGUCGGAGAUCCCACGCCUACAGUGACAUGGUCCCAUGGAGAAACUGUGCUGAGUGAGGGCAAACGCUACAAAAUGUCAUUAACAAUGGAUCAGAAACUUUAUCAUAUGGCAUGUCUUGAGAUUAGUAGUGUUGUCUCCUCGGACCAGGGUGAAUAUCGGGCGCAGGCGAAGAAUAAACACGGCCUUGGCGUCGCUACAAUAAAUUUAAAUUUUGAAAGCGGCUCAAAAAAAAUCCCUGAUGGCAAGUCGCCACGAUUUCCAAAAAAACCAACAAUCCGCCAAGAGGAGGACAUACUCAUCAUGGAAUGCAUAUUGGAAGCACAUCCAGUUCCGGACAUUAUCUGGUAUUGUUCUGAUAAGGAAAUCUCUGAUAAUAAAAGAACCAAAAUGACCCGCAAGGCCAUAAGCAAAGAUAGUUACAUUCUUACUCUGGAGAUCCAAAAUCCCACAAAAGAGGACGGAGGCAACUAUCGCUGUAACGCCAUAAAUAUGUAUGGAGAAAGCAAUGCAAACAUAGCGCUUAACUUCCAAGGUGCUAGCGAUGCCAACGGGUUCGCGCCGUCUUUCAUUGAGAAGCCGAGAAUAAUACCGAAUGAGUCGGGCACAUUGAUAACCAUGAAGUGCAAGUGUAAGGCCAAGCCAGAGCCCACUGUCACGUGGUAUAGGGGCCAGGAAGUAGUGGAGAAGAGCAAAAAGAUCAAAAUAAAUACGACUGUUAUUGCGGAGGACACUUACGAACUGACGCUGGAAAUAAAGGAUCCCGGGGCGACUGAUGGUGGAACAUACAGAUGCAACGUUAAAAACGAAUAUGGAGAAUCAAACGCUAAUCUAAACCUAAAUAUUGAAGCUGAACCCGAGCCCGAGGGUGAAGGGCCCACGUUCAUCGAAAAGCCUCGCAUUAUAUCCGAAAACAACGGCAAGCUUGUGAUCAUGGAGUGCAAAGUGAAAGCAGAUCCAAAGCCAGACAUCGUUUGGUUCCGCAAUGGCGAGGUGAUAAAGGAAAGCAACAAAAUAAAAAUGUCAAUGGAACAGCGUGGGGACCAGUACUAUAUUAAGCUGGAAUUGGUGGAUCCUCAACUAGAGGACUCUGGCCUAUACAAGUGCAACAUAAAGAACACGCUGGGCGAGCUGAACGCGAACCUGACACUCAAUAUAGAAAUUGUUCCUGUUAUCAAAGACAAACCAAAAAUUAUCAAGAUCAUCAAAAAACGAACUGUGGUGAUCGAGUGUAUAGUGGCAUCGAAAUUCGAGCCCAAGUGUACAUGGUAUAAGGAAACAAACACGGUAAAGGACAGCAAGCGUCAUGUUUAUCUAGUAGAGCAAACCAAAGAUGGCGAGUUUGCGGUCAAACUGGAAAUCAACGAAGUUGAGGAAAGUGAUAAGGGCGCAUACAAGCUGGUAGCCAGCAACGAAAAGGGAGAGGCUGUGUCUCAGAUUGUCAACCUGAUUGACAUUCCUGAAGAGGAGCGUAAGCCGUGCAAGCCAGAAAUUGCAAGAAAGCUCGUCGAUCAAAAGGUCACUGAGUCGAGAACCUUUGAACUCCUAAUCACCCUGGCACAGUCUGACCGCAAGUGCAAAUUGGAAUGGUACAAGGGAAGUACAUUAGUACGAGAAACCAAAGAUAUAACUACAACUUUUGAUGGCACCACCGCGCGGCUCACAUUCAGUAGCGCUAGGUCAGAACACACUUCAAAUUACAAAGUCGUUGUGAUUAACGAGGUCGGCAAGGAUGAAUCAUCAUGUAAAAUCACUGUGGAGAAGAAAGACAAAAAGAAAGAUGAAUUGGAAAAGGAGAAGGAGAAGGAAAAGGAAAAGGAGAGAAAUGAAACCGAUAAAAAACAAAAGGAAGAGGAACAAAAGGUUGCCGAAGAGAAAGUUAUUGAAGAAAAGGAAAAGAAAAAUCUUCCGAAAGUUAUUGAGGCUGACAAAAAUAAAAAUAUUGAUACAGAGAAAAAGGACGAAAUUACUCCCGAAGAAUCUGUAGGAAUAGAAGUCUCAAAGGAAGAUCCAUUAGGUGAACCACCAAAAAAAAAAGAAGACCGUGAAGACGUGAAGAUAAUGGGAAAAAUGCAAACACCUGAAGCUGAGCCAGCAAAGAAAAACGAUAUUGUGAAAAAAGACGAAGCCCAACCAAAAUCGGUCGAUGAGAAAAAAAAACAAAAUCUAAAGAAGCCGAAAGAAGCCGACCUAGGUAAAGUUAAAAAUGGUACUGGUCCGGACAAACCUGAGCCAAACGUUUUAGAUGAAAAACCCAUAAUAGAAGAACAGAAAAAGAAGAGCUCCGGAGAAAAGGCCAAGAAACCUCAAUCCGAACCAAAAGCUAAAGGGAAAAAAGAAGAUAUUAUUUCGACACCAGACCCUGCGCUUGAGAGUGACAAUAAAACACACUCUGAAGAGAAACAGUCAACGGAACAGAUCGCCCUCAAGAAGGUUGACCGCAAGGCAAGUGUUGUAUCCAUCAAGGAUGAGACUACGUCUGAGGUACGUCGACAAUCGAUUAUUAAAACACAUGAAGAAACUUUAGUUGAAGAUAUCAAAGUGUCUUCACGGAGAUCUUCCUUGGCGGUGGAAGAGUCUCGGGCAGAAUCCAGGCGCUCAUCGGUAGUUGACAAGAAGGCCUUAGAGCAGACUGAUAUUAAAAAACUAGAUGCUAACAAAAAUCCACAAGCUUUAAAGGAAGAGAUUCCCAAACUGAAACCAGCAGAAAAGCGACGUACCCCAAAGACCAUUGAGGAACAAAAGCCAGCCGAAGUGCUGCCAAAGCUGCGAAAAGCAUCCAUUGCACAGCCAAAGGAGGAACAGAAACCAGAAGCGGCAAAGCCGAAAGCCAAGGCCAAGCCAAAAGCAAAGAAAAGUUACGAAGAACUACCAGAUAUCCCAGACUACGAGCGUCCGGUACUAGAGAAGUAUGAAAAAUCUGAGUUUAGCCCAUCGGACUUUACUCGUGAGUUAGAUAUUCCAAACAAAAUGGAAAAGCCCGUAUUAGAAACUGGCAAAAAAGAAGCAGAGCUACCCGUCCAGAAGAAUGGCAUGCCAAAGAAGGCAGAAAUCGUUGAGACUCCUGCGGAAGAGCCAAAACGUCUCAAAAUUGGCAAAGGUAAACUUCCCGAUGACGAAGAUAGUCGGGAUGGCGCAACACUUAAGCCGGUCAUAAUCGAACCAGAGAAGGAAAAACCUAAAGCUGGAAAUGAAAAACUUCCCGAGCAGGCCGAUAAACCAUCAGUGAUAGAUAUUAUAAAGCAGCGACGUCGAUCUUCUAUCAGAAACAUGAUGACCAAAGAACCAAUUCAAAACGAAUCAUUCCUUGGAGUAAUUUUGAAACCAGUAAUAAAGGAAGCUAAUGAGCAAACUGCACCACAGCAAGCCAAACAAUUAACAAAGGCAAAUGCAAUGGAGCAGUUUAGUCCUACAAAAGCUUCAAAGGCAAAAAUAUCCGUAUUGAAAAAGCCCGAGGCUCUAGCCGUUUUGGAUGACUAUGAGCGUCCCAGCCUAGAAAAAUAUGAACAUGUUGACAUUGAUAAAACUAAAUCAGAGAAACCUACACCAUCCAUUAUCACCCCGGACAUUAGGCCUCCAGAAGUACAAUUGCCUUCAGAGCCAUCCAAGGAGGAAAGGCCAAAGGUGCCCAAAAUGCAGCCGCCAGCACCUGGAGAUCCACCAAAGAUCGAGGUGAUACGGGAGAAGCGUCCAUCCUUAGCACCAGAGCCACCAAGUCGACGCGGCUCUCUUAUCCCUCCAGCCGAUACGGGUCGCCGACCAUCACUAAUUAUCAAUGAUGAGAAGAAACUCCGGCCGGGAGAAGUAUUGGACGCACGGUUGUUGAGGCCAGGCGAGGUCGGUGAAGGACAGCGGAGACGACCCUCGAUCGAUGUUCGCCGUCCCAGCGUCCAAGAUCUAGAAGAUCUUAUUAACAAGCCAUCCACACCACUACGCGAUGUCGGCGAUGGCGGUCCCCCCUCUAUUGUUGAUGUCCAAGAGUCAUACUCAGUGGUGGAAGACUCGACAGCUUACCUUACGGUUGGCGUCGAGGGCAGUCCGGCACCCACAUUCAAAUUUUACAAAGGUGUUACGGAAAUCCUUGAGGGCGGUCGGUAUAAGUUCCUCACGGAUGGGCAAACAAACACAAUCACUUUGUGUAUGCGUAAGUGCAAGCCCAACGAUGAGAGCAAAUAUAAGGUUGUGGUGUCCAAUAUUCAUGGAGAGGAUUCGGCCGAGAUGCAGUUAUAUGUGUCUGAUUCAAGUGGUAUGGAUUUCCGUGCCAUGCUCAAAAAACGUCGUUAUCAAAAAUGGGACAAAGAAGAACAGGACCCCAAUUGGGGUGAUCUCAAAGAGACCGAAAAACCAUUACCGGCCCUUAAAAAAGUUGAAAGGAAGGUGGAGUCGUUCCUUAGUCCAUUGAUUGACCAGUUUGCAAAGGAGGGAAAGGAUAAAAAGGUUGUGUUUGAGGCCAGGUUCAGCAAACCAAACUGCAAGCCAAAGUGGCUAUUCCGCAAGGAUGAGGUUUUUACGGGCAGCAAAUUUAAAUUCAAGCAGGAAAAUGAUACAUAUCAGUUGAUAAUUACGCAACCAAAAGUGGAAGAUACUGGAAAGUACACCAUCGAAAUUGGCGGUGUUUCAAGCACGGCUUUCUUGAAUGUCGAAGAAGCAGAUCCUACAUAUACAUUUACGAAGCCACUCAAAAAGAAACUGGAGGGCUUCACACAGCAUGAAACUACAUUAGAGUGUUCUGUCAGCAGCAGUAUGGCAAAUGUACAUUGGUACAAGGAUAAUACAAAGAUCGAGUCGGAUGAUCCUCGCUUCCUGAUAUCUAAAGACAUAAAUGGCAACCUUAAGCUUAUCAUUAAAGACUCGCUACUGGAGGACUCUGGCCACUACCGAUGCCAACUGGACAAACAACCCGAUAAGACUGAGUGUACUCUGAAAGUCGUUGAGUACCCAUACAAGUUCGUCAAGGUUUUGAAAUCUCAGCAGUGCAUCGAGAAGGAUACCGUGACACUCGCCUGUGAAAUCGAUGAUGCUCAAGGGGAUGUCCAAUGGUUCCGCAACGAUGAGGAAAUAAAGCCCGACAAGCGUAUACAAAUUGUAAAGGAAGGUCGGAAGCGUAAGUUGGUCAUCAAGGAUUGUAAAGUUACUGAUGCCGGCCAAUUCAAAUGUACUACGAAUGCGGACAAGACCGAGGCGGAAAUAAUUAUUAAUUACCAAAAUCGUUUCAAUAAGAAACUUAAAGACACAGAUGCCGUAGAACGAGAGAAGCUAGUGCUGGAUGUCGAACUGCAGGACCAGACAGCGCCUUGUGAUUGGAAAUUCAAUGGGGAACCAAUUGUACCCAAUGAACGUAUUGAGAUCAAAAAUUUAGGUGGCGGAAAGCAUCAGCUCAUUUUUAAUGGCCUAGACCUGUCUGAUGAGGGCGAAAUCACAUGCGAAUCUGGGCAACUCAGCUCAAAGUGCAAGCUUUCGGUGCGAAAGGGAGAAAGUAGACCGAACAUUGAUUGCCCUGAUGAGUUUGCCGGACCUAUUAGUUCACCUGUAGUGGUAGAAGUACCAUUCAAAGUUAGCGGUACAAAACAAUCCCCAGUUGAGGCAAAAUUAUUUAAGGACGGCAAGCCCUUGCCUGUAAAGGAUGUGGAAGUCGCCGUGACCGAUGACAAAGUCACGUUCAAAAUAAAGAAGCCUUCCAGAGAUUUAUCAGGGCCGUAUCAAAUUAAAAUUUCUAAUGGUCAAGGUGAAGAUACAAAGGAUGUACACAUUAUCUGCCAGGACGUUCCACAGCCACCGCUGAAUGUCGAUGUUACAGAUGUGUAUCAGACAUCGUGUGUUGUAAACUUCUCACCACCUGAAGAUGAUGGAGGCACUCCAAUAUCUAAAUAUGUGAUCGAAAGGCAGGACUUGAGUAAGAAGCAAGGUUGGGAGCCUGUCGCUGAAGUGUCACCUGGUGAACCGUGUAAAAAGAAAAUCGAUGACUUAGUGCCAAAGAAGCAGUACAGAUUCCGUAUUCGUGCUAUAAACAAGAUUGGCCCAUCAGAUCCAGCCACAUUUAAAAACACAAUACUCGCUAAAGAUCCAUGGGAUGAGCCUGGAAAACCCAAUGCGGUUGAUCUUACCGACUGGGAUAAGGAUCAUGCUGAUCUCAAAUGGGAAGCACCAGAUAGUGAUGGUGGUGAUCCCAUCACUGCGUACAUUGUCGAGUAUAAGGAAAAAUUCUCAAACGAUUGGGUUGCCGGCAAAGAGGUAGACGGCGAUGCAAGAAUUGCAACAGUGGAUGGCCUCAAGGAGGGUCAACAGUACGAAUUCCGAGUCCGUGCUGUUAAUCGGGCAGGUCCUGGUGAGCCUAGCGACAAGACUAAAUCCAUAAUUGCCAAGUGCCGUUUCGUUAAGCCGUUUCUUGUGGGUGAUGGUCUUAAGAAUAUUACUGUUAAGAAAGGGCAAACCGUUCGCUUUGACGUUAAGUACGAUGGUGAGCCGGAACCAACAGCAACUUGGCUAAAGGAAACUGAAAACCUCAAGUUCGAUAAUCGAAUUUGUCUUGAGCAGCUGGAGAGAAAUUCCUCAAUAACCAUUAAGAAAUCCGUCCGCAAGGACACAGGAAAAUAUAAGCUGGUGCUCACAAACAGCUCUGGCACUAUUGAGUCCGAGGCCCAAGUUGUAGUUCUAGACCGGCCAUUGGCUCCGGGUGGUCCUUUCGAGCCAGAUGAGGUUAGGGCUAACCAUAUCAAAAUGAAAUGGAAGCGUCCACAAGACGACGGUGGCUGCGAAAUAACGGGUUAUGCCUUAGAACGGAUGGACGAAGAGACAGGACGUUGGAUACCUGCGGGCGAAGUGGGUCCAGAUGAGACCUCUUUUGAUUUCAAGGGACUAACUCCCAACAAGAAAUAUAAAUUCCGCGUUAAAGCCAUUAAUAAAGAAGGCGAAUCAGAGCCGCUCGAGACAACGGACGCUAUCGUGGCCAAGAAUCCCUACGAUCCCCCAAGUCCACCCAGUCAGCCAGUUAUCGAUGACUACGACAACAAGAGUGUAUUGCUUAAAUGGAAGCGACCACCAUCAGAUGGUGGCCGACCCAUUACUCACUAUGUCAUCGAAAUCAAAGACAAGUUCUCACCAACUUGGAGCGAGGUAGCGAAAACAGAGGACCCCACUCCGGAAUGCCAGGUGGAGGGCCUCAAGGAAAAAAUGGUCUAUCAGUUCAGAGUACGUGCAGUUAAUAAGGCUGGUCCAUCCGAGCCAUCGCAGCCAACUGACAAUCACCUUUGCAAACACAGAAACCUCAAACCAAAGAUUGAUAGAUCUACGUUUAAACGCGUAACUAUCAAAAGUGGUCGCACCCACAAAUGGUCAGUGGACGUCAUUGGGGAGCCAGUACCCGAACUGCAUUGGAGCUGGAGAGACGAUAUCCCACUGACUAAUGGGGAUCGGAUCAAGAUCGAAAAUAUCGACUAUCACACCGAUUUUGUCAUCAGUAAUGCCCUGCGCAAGGACAGUGGUUUCUACACUCUGAAAGCAGAAAAUCGUAAUGGCGUGGACCGCGAGACCGUGGAAUUGGUUGUGCUAGGAAAGCCCAGCUCUCCGAAAGGACCUCUUGCCGUUAGUGACGUAACAGCAACGGGCUGCACAUUGCAAUGGAAAAAACCCGAAGACGAUGGGGGAGUUCCUAUCAAGGAGUACGUGGUUGAGAAAAUGGACACAGCUACGGGCAAAUGGGUGCGAGUUGGGCGGUCACCAGGUGAAAAAGAGCCGCCUAGCUUCGAUGUGACUGGGCUGAAUCCCGGAUCAGAGUAUAUGUUCCGCGUUUCUGCUGUCAACGAAGAAGGUGAGUCCGAGCCGUUGACUACUUUGGUCGGCGUCGUGGCAAAAGAUCCCUUCGAUGAGCCCAACAAGCCGGGCACUCCCGAGGUUACCGAUUAUGAUAAUCAAAGUGUAAGCUUAAAAUGGACUCCGCCUAACAAUGAUGGAGGUGCCCCAAUCCAGAAAUAUAUCAUUGAAAAGAAAGACAAAAAUAAACCCGAGUGGGAAAAGGCUUUGGAAAUACCAGGUGACCAAUUGGAAGCUACAGUCGCUGGUCUUCAGGAAUAUGGAGAAUAUCAGUUCCGUAUUGUGGCCGUUAACAAAGCCGGACCGUCGCCCCCAUCAGAUGCAAGUGUACCUCAGAUUGUGAAGUAUAAAAAAUUGAAACCGCGCAUUGAUCGAACAAACCUGAAGCCACUGUUGGUUCGCGCGGGUAAACCCAUCAAGUAUGAUGUUAAUGUUCGUGGUGAACCUGCGCCAACAAUAACAUGGUAUCAAAAUGAUACCGAGCUCAAGCCAACGGAACUACCAAGCAAUAGUGAAAUUAAAAACAUACCUUACAAUACAAAAAUUUCAAUUAUUGACACAGUCAGAAAGCAUACAGGCAUCUAUAAAAUCCGUGCCGUUAAUGAGCAUGGCGAGGAUGAAGCCACAGUUGAAGUAAAUAUCCUUGGCCCGCCGGGUAAGCCAAAGGGACCAUUGGAUGUGAAGGACGUUACUAAAGACAGUUGCAAGCUCAAAUGGAAGAAACCUGAGGAUGAUGGUGGCAAGCCCAUCACGGCUUACCAAGUGGAAAAGUUCGAUAAAAAUCAAGGCCGUUGGGUACCUGUGGGUCGAACCUCUGGCAAUGAUACCGAACUUGAUGUCAAGGGUCUUCAAGAAGGUCAUGAAUAUCAGUUUCGGGUUAAGGCCAUUAAUGAGGAAGGGGAAUCGGAUCCCCUGGAGACCGAUGGCAGCAUUAUAGCAAAGAAUCCAUAUGAUGCUGCCAGCAAGCCAGGUACACCCAAAAUUGAUGACUAUAAUGAGCAUAUGGUCAAGUUGAAGUGGGAGGCCCCUAAAGAUGAUGGUGGUGCUCCGAUUGUUGGUUACGUUAUCGAAAAGAAAGAUAAGUUCUCACCCAUUUGGGAUGAAGUACUCACAACCAAUACACCUGCACCUGAAGCAACCGUCGAUGGCCUCACUGAAGGCAAUGUGUAUCAAUUCCGUGUUCGCGCAAUAAACAAAGCUGGUCCCAGUGAGCCCAGCGAUGCAACAGAACCACAUUUGGCCAAGCCAAGGAAUCUUAAGCCAUCUAUUAACCGCGAGAAAAUGAAGCCCAUCAAAGUUCGAGCUGGCCAAACAGUUAAGUUCGAUGUGGACGUCAAGGGAGAGCCAGCACCUACUCUAACAUGGAUUUUCAAAGAAAAGGAUUUAACUGCCAGCGGUCAAGUACGGUUGGAUAACGAAGACUAUAAUACUAAACUAACAUUGUUGGAUACAUCUCGAAAAGAGAGCGGCAUGUACAAGCUACGUGCUGAAAACAUAAACGGCCUGGACGAAGCUGAGGUAGAGGUAAUAAUCAUUGACAAGCCCUCUAAGCCCGAAGGUCCGUUGGAGGUCUCAGAUAUUCACAAGGAAGGCUGCAAACUUAAAUGGAAGAAGCCCAAGGAUGACGGAGGCGUACCCAUUACAGGCUAUGUAGUAGAAAAGAUGGAUACCGCAACAGGCAAAUGGGUGCCAGCAGGAUCGGUAGAUCCUGAAAAGACAGAUAUUGAUGUAAAGGGCUUGGAUCCAAACCACCGAUACCAGUUCAGAGUGAAGGCAGUAAAUGAAGAGGGCGAAUCUGAACCCCUUGAAACUGACUCGGCUAUCACUGCCAAAAAUCCGUAUGAUGUAUCAGCUCCACCUGGACUACCGGAGCUCGAGGACUGGGAUGAGCAUCAUGUUAAACUGAAAUGGGAGCGACCAAUUCGAGAUGGCGGCUCUCCCAUUACUGGGUAUAUAGUGGAAGUUAUGGACAAAGACUCUGGAGAGUUUGUUAAAGCUCUUGAAACAGAUGGUCCGAUUUGCAAAGGCGUCGUUAAGAAAUUGGAGGAGGGACAACAAUAUAAAUUCCGCGUUCGUGCCGUUAACAAGGCCGGCCCAUCUGAUCCAUCCGAGCAAACCAAUUGGCACACAGCCAAACCUCGAUUUUUGAAACCCCACAUUGACCGCACAAAUCUUUCACCUGUAAUUGUGAAAGCUGGCCUAUCAAUCAGCUUGGACAUCAACAUAAGGGGUGAGCCCGCACCGAAGGUGGAGUGGCUCUUCAAUGGAGCUCCUUUAGUCAGCGACGAGGAGGGCAUCAAAAUUGAUAACAUUGACUACAACACCAAGUUCUUUGUAAUGCGCGCCAAGCGACCACAAAGCGGAAAAUACACAAUUAAAGCUGCAAACGAAGUCGGUGAGGAUGAAGCUGAAUUGGAAGUGACAGUGUUGGGUAAGCCAGGAAAGCCGAAGGGUCCCUUGCAAGUCAAUGAUAUAACCAAACAUAGUUGCAAGCUCAAAUGGGAAAAGCCGGAAGAUGACGGCGGUGCGCCAAUUGACUAUUAUGAAAUAGAAAAACUCGAUCCGCAUACUGGCCAGUGGCUUCCAUGCGGAAAGAGUACAGAGCCCGAGGCGAAGGUGAUUGGUCUUCAUGAGGGAAAACCAUAUAAGUUCCGCGUAAGGGCUGUCAAUAAGGAGGGAGAGUCAGAGGAUUUGGAAACGGAAAAGCCAAUUAUUGCAAAGAAUCCGUUUGACGAGCCAGACAAGCCUGGCAGGCCAGAGCCUACUAACUGGGACAAAGAUUUUGUGGACUUGGCCUGGGACGCGCCCAAGAGCGACGGCGGCGCUCCAAUUCAGAAAUAUAUCAUUCAAAUGCGUGAUAAAUCGGGACGGGCCUGGGUGGAUGCCGGCACAGUUCCUGGUGACAAGACAAAGGGUACCGUUACCGGGGUCGAAGAGGGCCAUGAAUACGAGUUUCGUAUUGUGGCAGUUAAUAGAGCUGGACCUAGCGACCCCAGUGAUGUUUCCAAAUCUGUGGUGGCCAAGCCGCGCUUCCUGAAGCCUCAUAUCGAUCGAAAGAACCUGCAAAAGAAAAUCAUGCGCAGUGGACAAAUGUUGCAUAUGGACGCUGCAGUGAAGGCAGAACCCCCCGCAAAAAUUACAUGGACAUACAAUGGUGCGGAAAUCAAAUCUAGCGACACAAUCAAAAUCGAAAAUGAGGAAUACAAGACUACUUUUAUUAUGCCAAAGGUAAGGCGAGCUGAUCGAGGAACGUACAUCGUGACAGCCAAAAACGAUUCAGGCACCGAUACAGUUGAAGUGGAGCUGGAUGUGCUUUGCAAGCCCAGCAAGCCAAAGGGUCCUUUAGCCGUCUCGGACGUAACUGCCGAAAGCGUUCACCUGAAAUGGGAUAAGCCUGAAGAUGAUGGAGGAGAACCCAUUGAUCAUUAUGUUGUUGAACGCAUGGACACGGAAACAGGUCGAUGGGUUCCAGUUCUCACAACCAAAUCGCCAGAAGCCGACGUUACAGGUCUGACAGAAGGCAAGGAAUACCUUUUCCGCGUCAAAGCUGUCAAUAGUGAAGGAGAGUCGGAACCCCUAGUAACUGACACACCGACUACAGCUAAAAAUCCAUUUGACGCAGCUGACACUCCCGGUAAGCCUCAAAUCUCCGACUGGUCUUCCAACCAUUGCGAUCUUAAGUGGAGGGCCCCUGACGACGAUGGUGGAGCCCCAGUUACUGGUUAUAUUGUAGAAAAGAAGGACAACAACACCGGAAAGUGGCAAAAGGUGCUGGAAACAAAUACGCCUGACUGCAAGGCACGCGUUAAUGACCUCAUUGAAGGCAAAAAAUACCAAUUUAGAGUUAAAGCCGUCAACAAGGCAGGCCAAAGCAAGCCUUCCGAACCAUCAGAUCAAAUGACCGCAAAGGACCGAUUUGCACCACCCAAAAUUGAUAGAACCAAUAUUAAGGAUAUCACCAUUAAAGCAGGCCAACACAUUCGGUACGACAUCAAGGUAUCUGGAGAACCACCAGCGACCAAAACCUGGUUCCAUAAUAAGGCUCGCCUUGAGAACGACGACAGCGACUACAAUAUUGAUAUGGAAUCAUAUCGCACCAAGCUGGCUGUGCCAUUUGCUAAGAGACUGCAUACGGGAAAAUAUACCAUAAAGGCCGAUAAUGAAUCUGGCCACGACGAAGCUUCAUUUGAAGUCUCUGUGCUGGACAAGCCGGGUGCCCCAGAGGGGCCACUGCGUGUUACUGAUGUGCACAAAGAGGGCUGCAAACUUAAAUGGAAUGCUCCCCUAGAUGAUGGUGGUCUGCCAAUAGAGCAUUACGUUGUGGAAAAAAUGGACGUGGAGACUGGACGUUGGAUGCCAUCUGGUCGCUUCAAGGAGCCAUUCGCUGAACUGAAUAAUUUGGAGCCUGGACAUGAAUACAAAUUCCGGGUGUUAGCUGUAAAUACUGAGGGCGAGUCCGAACCGUUAGCUGGGGAGCAAUCUAUUAUUGCGAAAAAUCCAUUUGAUGAGCCGGGCAAGCCCGGUACUCCAGAAGCAGUGGACUGGGAUAAGGAUCAUGUAGAUUUGGUAUGGCGCCCACCACUCAACGAUGGUGGCUCACCCGUCACCAGUUACGUUGUUGAAAAACGCGAAAAAGGCACCGACAAGUGGAUCAAAGGAGCUGAGGUUGCUGCUCCAGCUUUCGGGGAUGAGUGCAAGGCGACAGUGCCGAACCUAAACGAAAACUGCGAGUAUGAGUUCCGAAUCAAGGCCGUUAAUGCGGCCGGGCCCGGUGAACCAUCUGACACUAGCAAGACUAUCAUUACUAAGCCAAGAAAGUUGGCGCCCAAGAUUGACGGUAGAAACAUUCGGACUUACAACGUCAAGGCUGGAGAACCAAUCUUUUUGGACAUUAACGUGUCCGGAGAACCGGCACCCGAGGUUACUUGGACACAGAAUAAUAAAUCUGUACAGUCGACAACAUCCAGCCGUAUAGAGAAUGUACCAUACAACACGAAAUAUAUCAAUAACAACCCCGAACGAAAGGAUACCGGACUCUAUAAGAUUACUGCUCAUAACCUCUAUGGCCAGGACCAAGUGGAGUUCCAAAUAAAUAUUAUAAGUAAGCCUGGCAAGCCUGAAGGCCCCUUGGAAGUAUCAGAUAUACAUAAGGACGGCUGUAAACUAAAAUGGAAAAAACCAAAGGACGACGGGGGCGAGCCAAUAGAGAGCUAUUUGGUUGAAAAGUUCGAUCCAGACACGGGCAUUUGGCUGCCUGUAGGCAAAUCCGAUGUACCAGAGUAUACAGUCGAUGGUCUUGUGCCUGGACACGAAUAUAAGUUCCGAGUAAAGGCCGUUAACAAGGAGGGAGAAUCUGAACCUCUUGAGACUUUGGGUUCGAUUAUUGCUAAAGAUCCAUUCACUGCACCAUCGAAGCCAGGAGUUCCAGAACCCACCGACUGGACUGCGAACAAGGUGGAUCUUGCUUGGCCAGAGCCAGCCAGUGACGGAGGAUCGCCUAUUACUGGGUAUAUAAUUGAGGUGAAAGAUAAAUAUAGUCCACUCUGGGAAAAGGCGCUGGAAACAGACUCCCUAGCUCCAUUGGCUACUGUUAAUGGACUCAUCGAAGGAAAUGAGUACCAGUUCCGAGUUAUUGCUCUAAACAAAGGUGGACAGUCAGAGCCAUCUGAUGCAAGCAAAACGUUUAUUGCCAAGCCUCGUUAUCUGGCUCCCAAGAUAGACCGCAGAAAUUUGCGCGAUGUAGUUAUUUCUGCUGGAACCGCUCUUAAAUUAGAUGCGAACGUUACCGGCGAACCCGCUCCUAAAGUCGAUUGGAAGUUUUCAAACUAUCCAUUACAAUCUGGAAAGAAUGCUACUAUCGAGACCCCUGACUACUACACCAAACUGGUUAUCCGACCAACUGAACGGGGUGAUUCGGGAGAAUAUUUGGUCACUGCGACGAAUAGCUCUGGAAAGGAUAGUGUCCUUAUAAAUGUUGUUAUCACUGACAAGCCCACUCCUCCAAACGGACCUCUUCAAAUUUCGGAUGUACACAAGGAGGGUUGUCACCUGAAAUGGAAGCGGCCAAGCGACGAUGGCGGAACUCCAAUAGAGUACUUCCAGAUUGAUAAAUUGGAUCCCGAAACAGGUUGCUGGAUUCCUUGCACUCGUUCAACUGAACCACAAGCGGAUAUUACUGGUCUAACUCCUGGCAACGAGUAUAAGUUCCGAGUGUCUGCUGUAAACUCAGAGGGAGAGUCGCAGCCGUUAGUUGGUGAGGAAUCGAUUAUAGCCAAGAAUCCAUUCGACGAGCCUGGCAGGCCAGAAAAUUUGAGAGCCACUGAUUGGGACAAGGACCACAUUGACUUGGCCUGGACUCCACCAAUUUCUGAUGGGGGAUCACCAAUUACCGGGUACUUGAUCGAGAAGAAAGAUAAAUACGGACAAUGGGAAAAAACUCUAGAAAUACCAGCAGAUCAAUGUAAUGCCACUGUUCCUGACCUCAUCGAAGGACAAGCCUAUGAAUUCAGAGUUAGCGCAGUAAAUGCUGCAGGCCCAGGAGAUCCAUCGGACGCAACACCACCAAUUGUUGCAAAAUCACGGAACAAGCCACCGAUCAUUGACCGAUCUAACCUUAUCGAAGUGCGUAUUAAGGCUGGACAGGCAUUCACAUUUGACUGUAAAGUUUCUGGAGAGCCAGCACCAAAGACCAAAUGGCUUCUCAAGAAAAAGGAAGUCUGCACGAAAGAAAACGUUAAGGUGUCCCAUGUUGACUACAAUACUAAGCUUAAAGUCACCAGUGCCACACGGGCCGAUUCAGGCCUAUAUACCGUAUACGCGGAGAACAUAAACGGCGAGGACAGUGCUGACGUAAAGGUCACUGUGAUCGACAAACCUUCUCCGCCCAAUGGUCCUCUUAAAGUUGAUGAUGUUCAUGCCGAGGGUUGCACUCUGCAUUGGAACCCGCCUGAUGACGAUGGUGGCCAGCCAAUUGAAAACUACUUGGUGGAAAAACUCGAUGAAGUCACGGGGCGUUGGGUGCCAGCAGGAGAGACAGACGGGCCAACCACCAACUUCAAGGUUAAGGGCUUAACACCUGGACAUAAGUAUAAGUUCCGAGUACGUGCCAAAAACCGUCAAGGAACUUCAGAUCCGCUUACAACACCUCAUGCAACUGAAGCCAAGAACCCCUACGAUGAACCUACAAAGCCUGGCACACCAACAAUCAAGGACUUCGAUAAAGAUUUCGUUGAUUUAGAAUGGGCUAGACCAGAAAGCGAUGGAGGCUCUCCUAUUAGUGGGUACAUCAUUGAAAAGCGUGAUAAGUACUCACCCGACUGGGAGAAGUGUGCGGAGGUCAGCGGCGACGUACCCAAUGGGCACGUUCCCGACUUAAUUGAGGGUGUCAAAUACGAAUUCCGUGUUAGGGCUGUCAACAAAGCUGGCCCAGGCAUUCCGAGUGAUGCAACUGAACCACAUGUGGCUCGCCCCAAGAACCUGCCACCGAAGAUAGAUCGCAACUUUAUGUCAGAUAUAAAAAUCAAGGCUGGAAAUGUGUUCGAAUUCAAUGUACCAGUUAUUGGUGAGCCGACUCCAAGCAAGGAAUGGACGCAUGAAGAUAGCAUGGUCAUAAACUCAGACAGAGUAAAGAUUUCCAAUAAUGAUGAGCGCACAAAGUUGCGUAUUCUGGAUGCCAAACGAUCCGACUCAGGAGCCUACACAUUACUAGCCCGCAAUGCAAAUGGUGUUGAUAGGCACACCGUUAAAGUCAUCGUUCUGGACGUACCAAGUACACCCGAAGGUCCAUUGCGUCCGGAUGAAGUCACUAAAAACUCAAUAGGCUUGCGUUGGAGGCCUCCCAAGGACGACGGUGGCUCAGAAAUAACGCAUUAUAUUGUUGAAAAAAUGGACAACGAUGCAAUGCGGUGGGUGCCAGUCGGAGAAUGCGCCGGCACCGAAAUCCGAGCCGAUAAUCUGAUCGAAAAUCAUGACUACAGCUUCAGGGUCCGUGCUGUUAAUAAGCAGGGCCAAUCGCAACCAUUGGGGACCAUCCAGCCAAUAACAGCUAAAGAUCCAUACUCACAUCCAGACAAGCCCGGUCAACCGCAGGCUGUGGAUUGGGGCAAAGAUUUUGUCGACCUGGAGUGGGGAGCACCAAAGCGGGAUGGCGGAUCGCCUAUUAUAUCGUACACUGUGGAAAAAAGACCCAAGUUUGGACAAUGGGAACGUGCUGCAGUGGUUCCUGGCGAUGAACUGAAGGCCCAUAUACCCGACUUGACCGAUGGUGGGGAAUACCAAUUCCGCGUUAUUGCAGUUAACCGAGGUGGUCCGAGCGAUCCGUCUGAUCCAUCCAGCACAGUAAUUUGCAAGCCUCGCUUCUUAGCUCCAUACUUCGACAAGUCCCUUUUGAAUGAUAUCACAGUUCAUGCAGGAAAACGUUUAGGCUGGACUUUGCCCAUAGAGGCCUCGCCAAAACCAUCUAUUCAAUGGUUGUAUAAUGGCAAGGAAAUAGGUCCAACUUCACGUGUAGAAUCGAAUCUUUUCCAAAACGAACUCACUUUUGAAAUUCCUUCGGCACUGCGAAGUGACGAGGGCCGCUACACACUUGUACUAAAGAACGAACACGGCUCAUUUGAUGCAUCAGCGCACGCCACUGUUUUGGAUCGGCCGUCUCCCCCUAAAGGCCCUCUGGAUAUUUCAAAGAUAAGCAGAGAUGGCUGCCAUUUGGGUUGGCAUGUUCCAGAUGAUGAUGGAGGCUCGCCAAUAUUGCAUUAUAUUAUUGAGAAAAUGGAUCUUUCUCGAGGCACCUGGUCUGAUGCCGGCAUGAGCACACAUCCGGUCCAUGACUUAACUCGACUUGUUCACCGUAAGGAGUAUUUGUUCCGGGUAAAGGCCGUCAACGCGAUUGGUGAAUCAGAACCAUUAGAAGCUUCGAAAAGCAUUAUUGCCAAGAACGAAUUUGAUGAGCCCGAUGCACCUGGUAAACCAAAUAUUACUGAUUGGGAUCGUGACCACGUCGAUUUGCAAUGGGCUGCGCCAAAGGCAGAUGGUGGAGCACCUCUUACGGAAUACAUUAUUCAGAAAAAGGAAAAGGGCAGUCCCUACUGGACUAACGUUCUGCACGUUCCACCGAACAAAAAUACUGCCACUGUUCCAGAGUUGACUGAGGGACAAGAGUAUGAGUUCAGGGUGAUAGCCGUUAAUCAAGCCGGACAGUCAGAGCCAUCGGAGCCGUCCGAUAUGAUUAUGGCAAAGCCUCGCUACUUACCACCAAAAAUAAUAACACCACUCCACGAAGUACGUAUUAAAGCUGGGCUCAUAUUUCAUGUGGACAUCGAUUUCAUUGGCGAACCAGCUCCUGAAGCGAUUUGGACACUUAACAACAAUCCACUGAAGUCAAAUGACAGAUCGACAAUUACAUCGAUCGGACAUCACACCGUUGUGCACACCGUUAAUUGCAAACGCUCCGACUCUGGAAUUUACCAUUUACUCCUGCGUAAUGAUUCCGGAAUCGAUGAAGGAAGCUUUGAACUUAUAGUACUGGACCGGCCUGGACCGCCGGACGGUCCAAUGGAGUAUGAAGAAAUAACAUCGAAUUCUGUAACCAUAUCAUGGAAGCCGCCAAAAGACAAUGGCGGCUCUGAGAUAUCAGCAUAUGUUAUAGAAAAACGGGACCUAGCUCAUGGUGGUGGAUGGGUACCAGCUGUUAAUUAUGUAAAUGCAAAGUACAACCAUGCAGUUGUGCCCAGACUCUUGGAGGGUACAAAAUAUGAGUUCAGAGUGAUGGCUGAAAACCUUCAGGGACGGUCUGAUCCAUUGAACUGCGAGCAACCUGUUGUGGCUAAAAACCAAUAUACAGUACCAGGCGUCCCUGGUAAACCCGAACUGGUGGACAGCGACAAAGAUCACAUUUCGAUUAAAUGGAAGCAGCCAAUCAGUAACGGUGGAUCUCCCAUUUUGGGUUACGACAUAGAGCGACGUGAUGUUAACACAGGCCGAUGGAUUAAAGUAAAUGGCGAACCAGUGCCGACCACCGAAUAUAAUGAUGAUAGAGUAACACCAAACCACCAAUAUCAAUAUAGAAUAUCGGCCGUUAAUGCAGCUGGUAACAGCAAGCUCUCAGAACCGUCCGCCACCUUCGAUGCCCGCCCGAUGCGGGAAAAGCCGAGACUACAUUUCGAUGGAUUGGUGGGCAGACGUGUGAAAGUUCGUGCUGGCGAACCUGUUAAUAUAAAUAUACCAAUAUCCGGUGCGCCAACGCCUACAAUUGAAUGGAAGCGCAGCGAUAUCAAAAUACCCGAGGGUAAGCGAGUCUCCUACGAAACGAAUUCGGAGCGCACCAUUUUCCGCAUAGACGAUUCAAACAGGCAAGAUGCAGGCAAAUAUACAGUGACAGCAGGCAACGAAUUUGGAAAGGAUUCGGCAGACAUUGAGAUUAUUGUCGUGGACAAACCUGCACCACCAGAGGGACCAUUGGCAUAUACUGAGAUUGCACCGGACCACAUUACCCUGCAAUGGAAUCCUCCAAAGGACGACGGUGGCAGUGAUAUAACUGGAUACGUUAUCGAAUUCACUGAGUUCGGUGUUGACGACUGGAAGCCGGUGCCGGGCUAUUGCCCUAAGUCGAGCUAUACCGUAAAGGGACUAACCGAAGGGAAAAAAUAUAUUUUCCGUGUUAGAGCUGAAAAUAUUUAUGGUGUAUCCGACGCUCUCGACGGAAAGCCUGUCAUAGCGAAGUCUCCAUUUGACCCACCAGGUGCACCAUCGCAACCAACUAUUGAAGCCUAUUCACCAAACUCGGCCAGCUUAGAAUGGCAUCCGCCAGACUACUGUGGUGGCAAACCAAUAACAGGAUACAUUGUCGAGCGCAGAGAGCGUGGGGGUGAAUGGAUAAAAUGUAAUAAUUACCCAACACCAAAUACCAGUUAUACAGUGCCAGACCUGAGGGAAGGAGCUCGUUAUGAAUUCCGGGUGAUCGCGGUAAAUGAAGCAGGUCCAGGUCAGCCAUCUAAGCCAUCGGAUUCCAUGACUGCCGAACUUCAGCGCUAUCGUCCAGAUGCUCCUGAGCCACCAAAGCCAGACCGCAUUACAAGAGAUAGUGUCACGUUGUCUUGGAGGCCACCUCGCAACGAUGGAAAAUCAAGAAUCAAGGGUUAUUAUAUUGAAGUGCGACCGAAAAAUACAAAGGAUUGGGUACCAGUCAACGACACAGCCAUCAACUCAACCGUAUAUACAGUACCAAACCUGAAAGAAGGGGAGGAAUACUCGUUCCGCAUUAUUGCUGAAAACGAUGUUGGUCGUUCGAAUCCAUCCAAGCCUUCGCAGCCAAUUACAAUCGAAGAACAGCCUAAUAAGCCAUGUAUGGACUUGGGAGGAGUGCGCGAUAUAAUUUGCAGAGCAGGAGAUGAUUUCAGCAUUCAUGUGCCUUAUGUGGCUUUCCCCAAGCCCACUGCCUUUUGGUAUUCUAAUGAUAGCGUCAUAGAUGAUGACAAUCGUGUGCACCAGCAUUUGACUGAUGACGCAGCGUCUUUUGUAGUCAAAAACUCAAAGCGCUCUGACUCCGGUCAGUACCGACUUCAACUAAAGAAUCCGUCCGGGUUUGAUACGGCGACCAUUAAUGUUCGGGUUCUGGAUAGGCCGAGUCCGCCAAUCAACUUGCGCGCGGACGAGUUUGCCGGAGACGCACUUACCUUGUACUGGAAUCCACCCAAGGACGAUGGCGGCUCACCCGUGCAGAACUAUAUUAUAGAGAAAAAAGAAGUUCGCUCUUCUACAUGGACCAAAGUAAGCAGCUUCUGCACAGUUCCAUUUGUUCGUGUGCGAAAUCUAACCAUUAACAAGGAGUACGAUUUUCGCGUAAUAGCUGAGAAUAAGUAUGGACAGUCGGAUCCAGCCAGUACAUCAGAGCCCAUACGAGCCAGGCAUCCGUUUGAUGUUCCAAACGCUCCUGGAAUACCACGUGGCAUCGAUUCAACAGAAGACAGCAUUACGAUCGCUUGGGCGAAACCAAAACACGAUGGAGGUUCUCCCAUCGCUGGCUACGUCAUUGAGAAACGUUUGCUGAGCGAGGACAAAUGGACCAAGGCCGUUCACGCGCUGUGUCCAGAUCUAACCUGCAAGAUACCCAACUUGAUUGAAAAUGCAGAAUAUGAGUUUAGGGUAGCUGCUAUCAAUGCAGCCGGACAAUCGGUAUUCAGUGCAUCCAGCGACCUUAUCUACUGCCGCCGACCACCACACGCUCCUAAGAUCACUUCUGACUUAUCGAUUCGCGAUAUGACAGUUAUUGCAGGAGAAGAGUUCCACAUUACUGUGCCAUACCAUGCCAACCCCCGACCAAUCCCAUCAUGGAACAUAAAUGGUAACGAUGUGGUUCCAGACGAACGAAUUCGAUUUGACACCGAUGACUAUACCUCAGUGUACUACAAUAAAUCGGCGAAGCGAUCAGAAACCGGUUCUUAUACAAUUACACUGAAUAACACGAAAGGUUCCGAUACCGCCUCAUGCCAUGUCACUGUGGUAGAUAGACCAGGCCCACCUCAAGGGCCGUUGAAUGCUUACGAUAUUACUCCGGACACAUGUACCCUGGCAUGGAAAACACCACUCGACGAUGGAGGGUCACCAAUCACGAACUAUGUGGUUGAGAAACUGGACGCCAGUGGUACAUGGGUGAAGGUGAGCAGUUUUGUACGCAAUACGCACUACGAUGUCAUGGGUCUUGAGCCACAACACAAGUAUGACUUCCGCGUCAGAGCAGAGAAUCAAUAUGGUUUGUCUGAUCCACUCGACAUGCCCAAUUCCAUUGUGGCCAAGCACCAAUUUACAGUACCGGAUGAGCCUGGCCAGCCAAAGGUAAUCGACUGGGAUUCCGGAAAUGUCACAUUGAUCUGGACUCGUCCAGCCAGUGAUGGGGGCUCUCGUAUCCAGGGAUAUCAAAUUGAGUACCGAGAUAUCCUCAAUGACACUUCCUGGAAUACAUACGAAUAUCUAAUUAAGGACUCUAAAUAUCAACUAUAUAACCUAACCAAUGGCAGCGAGUAUGAGUUCCGCAUUAAGGCCAAGAAUGCUGCUGGAAUGAGCAAGCCUUCCCUGCCGUCGCUUAGAUUCAAGCUCAAGGGAAAAUUCAAUGUUCCAUCACCACCAGGAACCCCGCAAGUCACUAGAGUCGGUAAGAACUAUGUCGACCUGAAGUGGGAGAAGCCUGUAAGUGACGGUGGCUCUCGCAUUACCGGAUAUAUCAUUGAACGAAGGGAUAUUGGUGGGGCCGUAUGGGUAAAAUGUAAUGACUACAAUGUCCUAGACACCGAGUACACAGUCAUCAACUUAAUUGAGAUGGGCGAUUAUGAGUUCCGCAUCUUUGCUGUGAAUGCAGCCGGUCGUUCGGAGUCCAGUUUAUGUACAAUGCCAAUCAGAGUUUGUGAAGUCUUGGGUGGAGAAAAGCCAGAAUGGAUCACACGAUUGCAGGACAGAAUCGCUCCGUGCGGAAAGGACUUUACAGUCCAAUGUGCCGCUUCUGGCAAGCCCAUUCCCACGGCCAGAUGGCUUCGCAAUGGCAAGGAAAUUCAGAUGGGCGGCGGACGAAUCACAUGCGAUAGUAAGGAUGGCGUCUUCCGCCUGCAUAUAUCAAAUGUGCAAGCCGGAGACGAUGGCGACUAUACAUGUGAAGCGAUCAAUUCACUUGGAUUUGUUCAUACAUCGGGCUAUCUGAAAAUCGGAUCUCCCCCGAUCAUCAACAGGUGUCCCAGCGAACUGUACCUGCCAGAAGGAGACAAUACAAAGAUAAAGGUCUACUAUUCUGGAGAUCAGCCACUAGCUGUGAAAAUCACGAGGAAUAACGAAGUUAUUUCAGACAACCCAGAUGAAUCUCACUUUAAGUUUACCCUAUUCGACGAUUAUGUUGCGAUCUUCAUUCGAGACAUAGUGAAGAGCGACGCAGGCCUAUAUCAAAUUGAAUUCUCCAAUGAUUCCGGAAGUGCAACCGGACAAUUUGAUGUACGUAUCACUGGCCUGCCGUCGGCUCCCACAGGUCCAAUGGGAGUAUCCCACAUCAACAAACACUCGUGCACUCUGGCCUGGCGUGCGCCCUCCUACGAUGGUGGUCUGAGAGUGACUCAUUAUGUCGUCGAGAGGAAGGAUAUGGCCUCACCGCAUUGGAUAACAGUGUCAAGCAGCUGCAAAGAUACGUCCUUUAAUGUGCAGGGUUUAAUUGAAAACCAAGAGUACAUAUUCCGCGUGAUGGCUGUAAAUGAGAACGGCAUGGGUCCACCCCUGGAAGGACUGAACCCAAUUCGCGCAAAGGCCCCAAUUGAUCCUCCCUCACCCCCAGGUAUUCCUCAAAUCACUGAGAUUGGAGGUGAUUUUGUGCAUUUGGAAUGGAGCAAACCGGAGUCGGAUGGCGGUGCUCACAUUCAAGGCUACUUGGUCGAUAAACGAGAGGUUGGUAGCGACACAUGGCAGCGUGUGAACGCAAUCAUCUCUGCUGCCAACCAAAUAAACUGUUCCAAUCUGAUUGAAGGUCGUCAGUAUGAAUUCCGAGUUUUCGCUCAGAAUGUGGCAGGGCUAUCGAAAGAAUCGACCGCCUCCCAGGCUGUUAAGAUCAUAGAUCCGAAGGCGGCUUCGCCUCCUUUGAUUGUGAAACCGCUACGCGAUGCCAAUUGUAUUCAAAACCACAAUGCUCAAUUCACAUGUACAAUAAGUGGCGUACCAAAACCAACAAUUACCUGGUACAAGGGGGCCCGCGAGAUAACCAAUGGGGCCCGUUACCACAUCUACUCAGAGGGUGACGAUCAUUACCUUCAUAUUAACGACAUAUUCGGAGAAGACGCUGAUGAGUACGUCUGUCGCGCUGUCAACAAAGCCGGAGCAAAGUCAACUCGGGCCGCACUGGCUAUUAUGACUGCUCCGAAAUUGAAUGUUCCACCUCGAUUCAGAGACACUGCCUACUUCGAUAAGGGCGAGAAUGUUAUAAUUAAAAUACCAUUCACUGGCUUCCCGAAACCUCGUAUUAAUUGGGUUAGGGAAGGAGAGAAUAUUGAAUCUGGUGGUCAUUACCAUGUGGAGGUCAAGGAGAGACACGCCGUUUUAACAAUACGGGAUGGUUCACGCCUGGACUCGGGACCAUAUAGGAUUACGGCUGAAAAUGAGCUUGGCUCAGAUACGGCAAUCAUUCAAGUGCAAAUCAGUGAUCGUCCGGAUCCUCCACGCUUCCCGAUAAUCGAAAGCAUUGGCACUGACUCCUUGUCCCUCAGCUGGAAAUCACCUAUCUGGGAUGGAGGCAGUGAUAUAACAAACUAUUUUGUUGAGCGACGUGAACAUCCGCUAUCUUCGUGGAUACGUGUAGGAAACACCCGCUUUACUUCAAUGGCAGUCACUGGACUGACACCUGGAAAAGAGUACGACUUCCGCAUUUUCGCGGAUAACGUCUAUGGACGCUCUGAACCCUCAGAUAUUAGCACAUUGAUUAAGACGAAAGAGUCUAUCAAAAAGAAGACGACAGAGCGUAAAUGGGAGCUCGACGAGAGUGGCAAGAAGAUACGCGGUAAAGCUGAUGGGCCAAUCAAGGAUUAUGACUCAUACGUCUUCGAUAUUUAUUCGAAAUUCGUACCACAACCUGUUGAAAUUUCCCAGCAAAGUGUAUACGAUAAGUAUGAUAUCCUCGAGGAAAUUGGUACCGGGGCUUUCGGUGUGGUACAUCGAUGCCGGGAACGAAGCACAGGAAACAUUUUUGCGGCCAAAUUCAUUCCUGUGUCGCAUGCUAUUGAGAAGGACCUUAUUCGUCGAGAAAUAGAUAUUAUGAACCAGCUGCACCAUCAAAAACUUAUCAAUCUGCACGAUGCCUUCGAAGACGACGACGAAAUGGUUCUAAUACUAGAAUUCUUAUCUGGGGGCGAACUAUUCGAGCGCAUUACAGCUGAGGGCUAUGUUAUGACAGAAGCCGAAGUUAUUAACUACAUGAGACAAAUUUGCGAAGGCAUCAGGCACAUGCACGAGAAGAAUAUUAUUCACUUGGAUAUCAAGCCUGAGAAUAUUAUGUGCCAAACCCGCUCCAGUACGAAUGUCAAGCUAAUUGACUUUGGUUUGGCCACCCGAUUGGAUCCCAACGAAGUCGUUAAAAUCACAACUGGAACAGCUGAGUUCGCUGCCCCAGAAAUAGUUAACAGAGAACCAGUUGGUUUCUAUACGGACAUGUGGGCUACAGGAGUUCUGACCUAUGUUCUAUUGAGUGGACUUUCCCCAUUCGCUGGAGAAAACGACGUUCAAACACUUAAGAACGUUAAAGCAUGUGACUGGGAUUUCGAUGUUGAAUCCUUCAGACACAUAUCUGAAGAAGGAAAAGAUUUUAUACGGAAGUUGCUUUUAGCCAACAAAGAAAAACGAAUGACGGCACACGAAUGCCUUUUGCAUCCUUGGCUCACUGGAGAUCACAGCGGUUUGACGCAAAAGAUUGCACGCGAUCGUUACCUAGCCUAUCGCGAAAAAUUGAGGAAAAAAUACGAGGACUUUGAAAAAUAUUUGUUGCCGAUGGGCCGUCUAUCAGAAUAUUCCUCUCUGAGAAAAUUGCUAAUGGAGAAAUAUAAAAUUCACGAUGCCGUUUUCGAUCGACGACAAGCAGCGCCGCGAUUCGUCAUUCGUCCGUCUUCCCAAUUUUGCUAUGAGGGCCAAAGUGUAAAGUUCUACUGCCGAUGCAUUGCAACUGCUACACCCACACUCACCUGGUCACACAAUAAUAUCGAGCUGCGACAGAGUGUAAAAUUUAUGAAACGCUACGUUGGGGACGACUACUAUUUCAUCAUUAACCGUGUGAAGUUAGAUGACAGGGGAGAGUAUAUAGUACGUGCCGAGAACCACUAUGGAUCCAGAGAAGAGGUCGUUUUCCUAAAUGUCCAACCACUGCCAAAAGAACAGCCCAGGUAUCGAACGGAAUCGACUCCGGUUCGAAGGCGUGAACCAUUACCUUACACAUUCUGGCAAGAAGAGUCCGAGUCGGCACCCAGUUUUACAUUCCUUUUGCGGCCACGCGUCAUGCAGGCCCGCGAUACUUGCAAGCUGCUUUGUUGUUUAAGUGGCAAGCCAGUACCAUCCGUAAAGUGGUACAAGGAAGGUCGCGAGCUUAGCAAAUACGAAUACGCAAUGACCCACUCUGAUGGAGUUGUCACUAUGGAAAUAAUUGACUGUAAACCCUCCGAUUCUGGAAAAUACACCUGCAAAGCAUCCAAUUGCCAUGGAACAGAUGAGACCGAUUGCGUCGUUAUCGUUGAAGGAGAAUGGGUUACGCCUGAGCAGGCAGAGCUUGCCCACAAUUUCCUUUACUCAGGAGAUCGCAAGUAUAUAGAGCAGCCGAUUAAACCUGCCCCACCACCAAUUAUAACAUCCCGCCAGUUUACUUCAACACAUAACUCGUCAGAAACUAAGACUGACAGUACUACCACAUCAAGCUCAACUAGUUCCUCUACCAUACAGAAUAGCAUUUCAGGCAAAAAGAAAUAUGCGGCUAAUAGCCUUCAGGCUCCCGGAAGCCCCUCAAGGUCACGUAGUGCCACCAAAGAGUUAAUACUUCCGCCAGAUGAUUCCUUAAUGUGCAAGCCUGAGUUUACGAAGCCCCUUCACGACUUAACUAUUCGUGAUGGUGAACAGUUGGUAUUGACUUGCCAUGUGAAAGGUGACCCAGAACCCCAGAUCACGUGGUCCAAAAACGGAAAGUCCAUUUCAUCGUCUGACAUUAUCGACUUGAAAUACAAAAACGGCGUUGCAACUUUAACUAUCAAUGAAGUUUUUCCUGAAGACGAGGGAGUGUUCAUAUGCACGGCUACAAACUCGAUUAGCGCACAGGAAACCAAAUGCAAGCUAACCGUUAAACCGCUAGAUAAGAACUCUAAACGGCAUGUGGUUGGCAGCGACAAACCACCAAAAAUAGUCAGUCACUUAGAAUCGCGGUUUGUCAAAGAUGGCGAUGCAGUAACAUUGGCCUGUCGUAUUAUUGGAGCCGAGCAUUUCGAUGUGGUCUGGCUGCACAACAACAAGGAGAUCAAGCCCAGCAAGGACUUCCAAUACACUAAUGAAGCCAACAUAUACCGAUUGCAAAUUGCCGAGAUUUUCCCUGAAGACGGCGGAACCUACACUUGUGAGGCGUUCAAUGAUGCUGGCGAGUCGUUUAGCACCUGUACAAUCAACGUCAACGUACCUGGGGAUGAAGCGAAGCACCCGACCUUUGUAAAGUUCCCCAUUUCAGUUUCAGUGACUGAGGGCGAAAAUGCCACCUUCGAAUGCGAACUAGACUCAACGCCUCUAAAUCUGGUUUGGCUAAAGGAUGGCAAACCUAUUGAUGAAACCCGUACUCGAUACUCAUUUACGAAAGACGAAAACCGAUAUGCUUUUACAGUGAACGGAUGUAUCAUGGACGAUGUUGGUCAAUACCAGGCCAAGGCAGUCGCCAAAAAGAGUGAAAGCAUAUGUGCAUUUUCGGUAAACGUUCACAGCACCGAAGGCUAAGAUAGAAGAAAUAUGAUCCAUUCAAAUAACUAUAUAAUAUCUACAUGUAUACAUAUUCAUAGCCUCAUACUUGCAUAAAUACUACCAGUACGAGUAUGUAGCAGUAUAAGUUAUGAAUGUGCGUUCACAGAAAUUAUUAGACUGCUCAUACAACGUCGCUUUCAUUAUUCAUACGUGUACAUAUAUAUAUAUACAGUAUAUAUGUACAAAUAUGUUUAUCUAUGCAUAUGUAGUAUGCUAUACACUUGCAUUUCAUCCAUUUCAUCUCAUCCGUACUCCGGCAAUAUCACACUACUCUUGAAUUGUGCUCUUAUGUACAAACCAUAACUCCCACAUUAAAUAUUGAUAUUAUAUUUUAAAUCGAACCAAUAUUGUCUACGCGUACGUUUAAGCAAAAUUUAAAAUAAUUUAAUAUUUUCACAUUUCUAUGACCUAAUAUAAUGAUGACCAUGAACUUAUAUAAACUGAACGGCAAAAUAGCAAACAAAGGGCCUCGCUAGUUUAGUGACUUUUGGGCAUCCUCAAUAAACAUCAAAAACUCAAAUAGUCAAUAAAAUAGUUGAGGCUUCUUGUCUGCAGCCACAGAUCUGUACUAGCAUAACCCACGACAAAAAGAAAUGCGGACGGUUAUUGACACAAAAAUAAACAUAACAAUUGUGAAAUGAAAAUAAAAGUCAGAAUAUUUAAA